This is a messenger RNA of Calliphora vicina (urban bluebottle blowfly), 3144 nucleotides long. It is a transcript of the gene sced, whose product is annotated as scrambled. NCBI's taxonomy places the organism in Eukaryota, Metazoa, Arthropoda, Insecta, Diptera, Calliphoridae. The transcript is spliced from 3 exons. The record is from RefSeq and is a predicted model, not a curated record. The coding region runs from base 70 to 3015 and encodes 981 amino acids.
AAUAGCAAUAAAUUAUUGUAAAAUUUUGUUUAAACUUAAGGUUUUUGUAUUGUGAUUAGUAACGUAAACAUGGAGUUCAAUGAAAUUUCUAUGUGCAUGGAUGUUAAGCUGGACAUCUAUGAUAAACGCCCUGAUUCAUUAAAAUUCAAAACGUGGACAAAAUGUCAAGUGAAAAUUGAAGCUAUUAAAUGUUUACCCUGCUUUUUGCGUAUAAACUUUCAGUCCUUGGCACAGGAUGACAAGGAUGAGUCGUCGCAAUUGAGUGUAUCGAUUAAUGUUCCCGGAGUGACCAUAAGUUUGGCCACCUCACGUACUAAGCAACAUUCAUAUGGUUUAUUUUGGACACACAAUCGUCGUGAUUGUUUCAUAUACUUUGCUUUGGAUACGGAAAUGAGUUGUCGCAAACAUAUGAAAUGGAUUAAGAAAUCAAUAAAGAACUUGGAACUCUAUCGGCAGGUAUUUUUGGAGCAACGGAGAAACAGUCGUGGUUCUGGUUUGUUGGGUGAGGUGGGCAAGUUGGAAGAUAAACAGCGGGAGUUGAGUGCUGUCAAGGAUGCGCUCUCUGCUUUGGGUCCCCUACCACAAAUACCAGAUGGCAACAGCAACAUAAAUUGGUCGAGGCGUGUUUCUCGUGCCUCCGACAUUUAUGAAGAAAUAUUUGAAGGCAACUUUCCUCCCCGUUUGUCGCGUCGCUUAUCACGCACCUCAAUUGCUUCGGGCAUUUAUGAGGAAAUGAAACCCUGUUCACCCAACAUACACUCAAUUGUAGAGGAACAUUUCAAUUGCCCACCGCCAUUGCCACCACUACCGCCACAUCGUAAACGACUCAAUACCUAUGAGUCGGAUCCUUUUUCGCUUUUAGGCGACAUACCACGCUCAAAUACUAAUCCUGAAGCUGAUUUGGCCAAGAAAAAGAAAUAUAAAAAUGUCUUGGACAAUAUAUUCGGUGCGGGACGUUCGAAGAGGGCGGAAAGUGUAAGUGAAACACCCACUUGUACCAUGGAGGAUAUAAUAAAUGGCGGUGAUAGUGUUGAACAAUUCCAUCCUAUUUAUGCUAAUGAGAUCUUAAAACCUCUACCUGCUUGUACAAAGCCCAACAAACGUAAUAGUUUCUCCAGUCCAGACUUGUCGAAAAUCAAUUUCUUGGAUACUUUUGAUGAGGACAAAGUGGCUGCUUUCUUGCAUUUAAAUAGCUCCAGUGAUUUAGAGUUACAUGAUGACUUUGAAUGUGAAGUGGGUGCUUUACACAACUAUAGCUCUUUAAGUUUAGAUGACUCGGUUAUACCUGUGUCCUCUUCGUUAUUAGUAAUGGCCAGAAUUCAUGCUUUGAAAUCCAAGUCGGGCUCCAUGGAAAGUUUAAAUGUUUCCGGCCAAUUGCCACAAAACUUUAAUUUUUCUGCCUGCAAUACUUCCUCGAUUAAUCUAGUAGGAGCCAGUGGUGCGGUACCUUCAAUACAACAAUUAAGGCGUAAUAAAAUAGUUAUGGAAGAUGAACUUACGGGCUACUGUGUUAUGGCUCCUAUAAUAAGCAAAAAACUAGAGAGUCAAGAGACUACCACAACAACCACUUCUUCUACCACAUCUUCCACUACAUCAGGCUAUUCUACUGGUUCAUAUUCAUCCACCAGCUCUUCGACUUCUUCGAAUACUCAAGUUACCGAGAACAGAGACUUACAAUCGGACAUAUUUCAGAAACCUCAAUUAAUGAAAAGAAAUAUUAUUACAAAAGCCGCAAACGAAAGCGAUUAUGAUGAGGUUCCACUACGCAAGACCCCUUUGCCGGUGUCUGAAGCGGACCUCAGUAACAUCUAUGAAAAUAUGCAGACUGCUGGCUCGCCCUUAAAUGGCAGCAGUGUGAUUUUAAGAAAUCAUGAAAAUACCCCACCUUUAGCCAGGGAUUUUACGGGUAAUUUAUAUGAAAAUUUGUUAACCAUUAAGGCUGCCCAAGAAUUGGAACAACCUUUAUCGGGUCAUAUAUGUACAAGCACUCCAACCGACUCACCGGCCGACAAACAAUCGCCCGGUGGCUUAGAGGAGCAGGAAAAUUUCUAUCAAACACCACGCAAAUCCAUUAUAAGUGUUGAUGAUAAAAUUCCUUCGUAUUAUCCGAAUAGUUGUGAUACGGUCAAAAUGAGAAGACGUUCGAAUAGUCCUUCCAAACAAACGACUCCUACCACUCAUAAGUAUGGAGAUAAAGAGAAAUCUUCCACCACCACAAUGGGUAUUAAACAUUUGGUCAACAUCAAAAUGAAACGCGAACGCAAGGAAAACUUAUACAUAUCUUCACCACAAAAGAUCCUAGAACAACGCAAGAAAUCAUCCACAAAUUCUUGCCCUCCAGCCCUAGGCUCCACAAAAUCGAAAAAGUCAGCUAAUGCACAGAAAAUCUCCGAAAAUGUUUAUACAGUGAAUUUAACCAGCAAAAAAUCAUUACAACUUAACAAUAACAACUCCAACAAUAACAAUAAUAUUAGCGAGAAAACGCCAUAUAAUGAAAUAACCGAAACCGCCCAGCUUAAAGAAAAACUACAUACUGAACUUUUACAAUUAGCUUUAUUACAGAAUAUAGAUUUUAAAUUCGAUGAUACGUCCACAACAAAUACAUCAUCCAAUGUAGCGGCCACAUCCACUGCCAACUAUUUGAAAACUCCACCACAAAGUGGUAUCGCUAAAUUGGAACAGGCCGAAUUGGAAUAUGAGCAUUGCUAUCAAGCCACUAAGGAUGCCACCAGAUUGUUGCAUAAAUAUGCCACCCUGGCGCCCAAGCAAUCGAUGCGCAUUAAGCAACAACUGCAACAUCAUUUACAGCUAAAUCAAAGCUCAAAUAAAAAAAUCCUAAUGACACAAUCCACUAAAUUGGAAUCGCCAAUGUCGAGCAGUGACUUAGCGGCCGCUAAUGUGGCUAUGGGCUCUAAAAAGUUUGCUUCAUUGCCUAGAUUUAAGAAAAUUGACUUUUCACCCUUAAAGCUUAAAAUCAAUAAUGUUUUACAAAGAAAUCAAACACCCGACUUUUGAGUAACCCAACAAUAUUGGGAAAAAGAGUCUUAAAUUACGUUUAAUGUUAUUUUGAAAACAAACAAAAGGUUGUUAAAUGUUUGUGAUUUUAUGUUUUUAGGUUGCUAGUUAAAAUUUAAUUUAGUUUUU